UGAUGAUAAUAUAACAUGUUCUUUGAGCAAUAUCUUGUGAUUCUUGCUAAAACACAGUCACAACACACUGAGAAAGAAGAUUGCCAUAGGGUGUUCUUUGCAAAAAAAUAUAAGCCAAACUUAAACACAGCUUUAAAUAAUAUCCUACUUCUUUUAUUUUUGCUUUUUAAAAAUAGGUGUAAGUGCAACCUUCACGCUACUGGCUGUAAAGAAGAAAACAAAAGACUACUUUGUGAAUGUGAGCAUAACACAACUGGCCCAGACUGCGGAAAAUGUAAGAAGAAUUACCAGGGCCGACCAUGGAGCCCUGGUUCUUAUCUGCCUAUACCUAAGGGCACUGCUAAUAUCUGUAUACCCAGUAUUUCCAGUAUUGGUAUUGUAAAAGAUGUUGUAGCUGAGGAGCUGCCAUAAAAAACAACCACAUCUUCACAUUUAUGCAGAAUUCUCCUUUCUUCAAAGGAACAGGUAUGAAACUUCCUACAUUGCUCCAAAAAGAUUACCUAAAAUUGGCCCAGAAUCUUUUUUAAGACUUAAUAAAUCAGUGCAUGAGUUA
Molecule: messenger RNA, 553 nt
Organism: Meleagris gallopavo (turkey)
Lineage: Eukaryota; Metazoa; Chordata; Aves; Galliformes; Phasianidae
Source: RefSeq, a predicted model, not a curated record